This is a messenger RNA of Diplodia corticola, 2550 nucleotides long. RefSeq lists its product as uncharacterized. The transcript is spliced from 2 exons. The coding region runs from base 1 to 2550 and encodes 849 amino acids. Gene Ontology annotation, biological process: maturation of SSU-rRNA. NCBI's taxonomy places the organism in Eukaryota, Fungi, Ascomycota, Dothideomycetes, Botryosphaeriales, Botryosphaeriaceae. Gene Ontology annotation, cellular component: small-subunit processome; Noc4p-Nop14p complex; nucleolus. The record is from RefSeq and is a predicted model, not a curated record.
AUGCCGCCCUCCCAGCUAAAGCGCCUCAAGGCGUCCCUGCGCGAACAGGGUAUCGUCGGCCCGCAGAAAUCCAAGAAAGAGAAGAAAAGGGCUUCCGGCAAGGAUGGCGCAGAACGCGCCGCUCGGCGCAACGCCGCGCUCACCAACAUUCGCGACAGUUUCAAUCCCUUCGAGUUCAAGGCCACGAAACCCGAAAAGUUCGAGUCUACGAGCCUGCAGAAGGCGAACGCCAAGAACGGGAAGAGUGCGGUGGGGAGGCCCGGCGUGACGAAGAGCAUGGGCGAGGAGAAUCGCCGCAAAACUCUUUUGCCCGAACUAAACAAGCGCAACAAAGCCGGCGGAAUCAUCGACAGGCGCAUUGGCGAGAAUGACCCGAAUAUGUCCCUUGAGGACAAGAUGAUGGAGCGUUUCACGCGCGAGAAGUCGCGCAAGAAGGGUGGCGGUCUGUUCGAUCUGGAGGACGACGAAGACCAGGAGGAGGUGCUGCUCACGCACGGAGGACGCGCUCUGGAACUCGACGCCGAGCACGACGACUUUGACGCCGGCAGCCUCUCGGGCGGUAGCGACGAUGAGGGCAGGCCACGCCAGCUCAAGAGGAGAAGGGGCUCGGAGGAGGGCACCGACCUUACGGACGAAGAGGGCGAGGACGAGCCGGAGCGCAAGAAGAGCAAGGCCGAGGUCAUGAAAGAGGUCAUCGCCAAGUCGAAGUUCCACAAGUAUGAGCGCCAGCAGGCGAAGGAAGAUGAUGACGACUUGCGGGAGAAGCUUGACGCGGAUAUGCACGACGUGCUGUCUCUCCUGCGAGGUGUCAAGAAACCCCACUCAUUGCCGGUCGCCGACGGUACGGAGGGUGCACUCGGAACGAUGAACCCGGAACGAGCGGCGCUCAUGAGCAAUGCAGACAAGGCCAGGGCUGAGAAGGAAUACGACAAGAGACUGUUCGAAAUGAAGCUGGACAAGCGCGCAGCUCCGACUACAAGGACCAAGACCGGCGAGGAGAGGGCAACAGAAGAGGCUGAAAAGCUGAAGAGGCUGGAGGAGAAACGAAUGAAGAGAAUGAGGGGUGAGGAGGAUAGCAGUGACGAAGAAACCGAGCAACCAAAGGACAACGUGGUACCACAAGGCGACGAGGAUAUCUUCGAUGACGCGGCCGAGUUUGGCUUCCAAGAUGUUCAAGCCAACUUGCGGCCGCCAGGAAUUGACGAUGAGGACGAUUUCGUCAUCGAUGAUGACCUUGUCGCUAGUGGCUCGGAGAUAGAUGAAGGGGAUGUUCCAAGUGGAAGCGAGGCCGAGAGUUCGGAUGAGGAUGGGGAGCCUCAGAUCAACGAAGAGGAAGAGGAAGACGAAUUUGUCCGCGGUAUACUGGGAAAGAGCGACGAGCAAAAAGCGCAGGAGAAGGCCCAGAACGAGAGGAAGGCACUUGAAACACAAGCCUCCAAAUUAUCCUACACAUAUCCUUGUCCUCAGUCACAUGAGGAGCUUGUGGAUGUGCUGAAGGGUGUUUCCGUGGCAGACACCCCCAUAGUAGUCCAGCGCAUCCGAGCGUUGUACCAUCCCCAACUAAGCGCGGAGAACAAGGAGAAGAUGGCAAAUUUCUGCGGAGCUUUGGUGGAUCAUAUCUCUUAUUUGGCCCUACAAAAGCCAGCCCCGUCAUUGGCAACUGUCGAAACCCUGAUCCGCCAUCUCCACUCGCUUUCUAGGACUUUCCCACUUGACGUUGCGAAAGCUUUCCGGAGGCACCUCGAACAGAUGCUCGGUGCUUCCACGAUCAGCCCGGGGGACCUGGUUAUUUUCACCGCCAUUGGAACCAUAUAUCCGACAUCCGACCACUUCCACCAAGUCGUCACUCCCGCCAUUACAAUCAUGGCACGUUGGCUCGGCCUGACGACCCCGCAAACACCCCAAGAGCUAGUUACAGGGGCAUACGUCGGUACACUGUGCCUGAAGUACCAGGCACUCUCCAAGCGCUACAUCCCCGAGCUCGUCCGCUUCACCACCCUCGCACUGAAGCACCGUUCCACGCCACCGGACAUCAUCAGCGUCCACCUCAACAACCUCACCACCAUGGCCGACUCCUGGUCCACCACGCCGGCCUUCACCGAGAUCUUCACGCCCACCGCCCUCGCCGCCGUCCAGUCCCUCGGCAAGCCCGGGCGCCGAGCAGCGCAGCACCUGUCGAUCCAGCUGUCGAACGCGCGGCAGCGGCGGCGGCCGCAGGAGCUGCACCACUGGCGGCCGCAGCCGAUCAAGUCGAGCGUGCCCAAGUUCGAGGACGGCUUCAACCCGGACAAGCACUACGACCCGGACAUGGAGCGGCGCGAGGCGGCCAAGCUCAAGGCCGAGUACCGCCGCGAGAAGAAGGGCGCCAUGCGCGAGCUGCGCAAGGACGCGAGCUUCAUCGGCCGCGAGAAGCUGCGCGAGAAGAAGGAGCGCGACGCCGCGUACGAGGCCAAGUACAAGCGGCUCGUCGCCGAGAUCCAGGGCGAGGAGGGCGCGGAGAAGAACGCGUACGAGAGGGAGAAGAGGGCGAGGAAGGGGGCGAGGAAGUAG